UCUCAUAGAUCCGUUUUACAGUUCGAGCAAGUAUGGCUCUCUGCAUUGCCAAUAAAACUCACUCACUGGUUUCAAAUCCUAUGACUUCAGUUUAUUUUACACACUCCAAUUACAGUCAUAAAAUGCCAUAGUCAUCCGCUACUCAUUUCAAACUACCACAUCAUGAAGGAGGCGCUGCACAUUCUGCUGAUUGCACAAAACCCGCCCUGAAGACUAUUCUAUUUUAUCCAAGACUUGUAUUCUCAAGAACGCGCUUUCAUAAUGCAAAAAUGUCCACCUUUACAUCGCUCACAGGCGAUUCGUCUUGCUACACGCGUAACAUUCCAUAAUAAGCUUAUUUACAUGUAUGUCAAGUGCGGAAGUUUGGUUGAUGCCCGUAAAGUGUUUAACCAUAUGAAAGAACGAGACAGCGUCUCAUGGAAUACGAUUAUUGCAGCGUACAAAAGACAUGGGUUUCCUCAAGAGGCAGUCACACUGUUUUACCAUAUGCAACAAACAGGUCUUCAACCGGAUAAGUUCACAUUUGCCAGCGUACUUCCAGCCUGUGCCAAAAUGGGAGCUUUGGAACAAGGUAUGGACAUCCAUCAAAGUAUAAUGGAAGGGGGUUUUUUGUCAGAUACUAUAGUUGGAAAUGCUUUGGUAGACGUGUAUGCGAAAUGUGGAAGCAUAGACAAGGCAUGUGAACUGUUUGAGAGAAUGCCUCAAAGAGAUGUCAUCUCAUGGAAUGCAAUGAUUGCCGGAUAUGCACACAAUGGAUUUGUUGAGAAGGCUUUAGAAACAUUCAAGCAAAUGCAAUCGGCAGGUGUAAAGCCAAGUUCCACAACCUUUGUCAGCAUCCUCCCGGCCUGUGCCAAAAUGGGAGCUUUGGAUCAGGGUAUGGAUAUCCACCAUAGCAUCAAGGAUAGAGGAAUUUUGUCAGAUGUUGGAGUUGCAACUGCCUUGGUAGACAUGUAUGCAAAAUGUAGAAGCAUAGACAAAGCACGCGAAAUAUUUGACAAAAUGCCUCGAAGAGAUGUAGUCUCAUGGACUGCAAUGAUUGCAGGAUAUGCACAAAAUGGAUUUGUUGAAAAUGCUUUAGAAACUUUAAAGGAAAUGCAGUCGGCAGGUGUAAAGCCAGACUCCGCAACCUUUGCCAGUAUCCUCUCUUCUUGUGCUAAAAUGGGGUUUUUGGAACAGGGUAUGGACAUCCACAAAAGCAUGAAGGAUAGAGAAUUUUUGUCAGAUGUUAUAGUUGCGACUACCCUGGUAGACAUGUACGCAAAAUGUGGAAUGAUAGACAAGGCACAUGAAUUGUUUUGCAUGAUGCCUCAAAAAAAUGUGUAUUCAUGGACUGCAAUGAUUGCAGGAUAUGUACAGAAUGGAUUGACUGAAAGAGCCUUAGAAGCGUUCAAGCAAAUGCAAUUGACAGGAGUAAAACCGAAUUCCACAACCUUUGCCAGCAUCCUCCCUGCCUGUGCCAAAAUGGGAGCUUUGGAACACGGUAUUAAUAUUCAUCAAAACAUAAAGGAUGAAGGAAUUUUGUCAGAUGUUGUAGUUGCAACUGCCCUGAUAGACAUGUAUGCAAAAUGUGGAAGUUUAGACAAGGCACGUGAGUUGUUUGACAGAAUGCCUCAAAAAAAUGUGUUCUCAUGGACUGCAAUGAUUGCAGGAUAUGCGCAAAAUGGAUUUGUUGAAAAGGCUUUAGAAACUUUCAAGCAAAUGCAAUCGGCAGGUAUAAAGCCAGACUCCACAACCUUUGCUAGCGUCCUCCCUGCCUGUGCCAAAAUGGGAGCUUUAGAACAGGGUAUGGACAUCCAUAAAAGCAUAAAGGAUAGAGGAAUUUUAUCAGAUGUUGUAGUUGCAACUGCCCUGGUAGACAUGUAUUCAAAAUGUGGAAGUAUAGGCAAGGCGCGUGAACUGUUUGACAGUAUGCCUCAAAGAGAUGUCAUUUCAUGGAAUGCAAUGAUUGCAGGAUAUGCACAAAAUGGAUUUUCUGAGGAUGCUCUCAAAAUUUUUGAAUUAAUGGAGCACUCUGGAACAUAUCCUGACAUUGUAAGCUUUGCUUGUGUACUGUGUGCAUGCAGUUAUGCAGGUUUAGUGCAUAAUGGUUGCACAUACUUCACUCACAUGAGUAGCCUUUACUGCAUUACACCUACAGUUGACCAUUAUGUGUGCAUGGUUGACCUUCUUGGCCGUGCUGGCUAUCUUGAGGACAGCCUCAACUUUAUCAUUAAGAUGCCAGUUAAACCUGUGGUGGUUGUGUGGAUGUGUUUUCUUGGUGCCUGUAAAUCACAUAUGAAUAUUGGCUUAGGAGUAUUUACAGCGACUCUGCUUUUUGAUUUGGAUCCGAAAAAUGUUGCGACUUAUGUUCUUCUCUCAAACAUAUAUGCAGAAGUGGGCAGGUGGGAUGAAGUUCAAAUGGUAAGGAGAUUGAUGAAAGAUGAGGGGAUUAAAAAGAUCCCUGGAUGUAGUUGGAUUGAAGACCACGGAAUGGUACAUGCUUUUUGUGUCGGAGACAGAUCACAUCCACAGUCAAAGGAGAUCUAUGCAAUGCUGGAGAAAUUGGCUUGGGAGAUGAAGGCAGCAGGGUAUUUUCCUAAUUCAAGACAUUUACUUAAUGCUGUGGAAGAGGAGGAAAAGGAAUUAUUUCUCUGUCACCAUAGUGAAAAGUUGGCAAUUGCAUUUGGUUUGUUAAGCACAGCCUCGGGAACAACUAUUAGAGUUGUUAAGAACCUUCGAGUAUGUGCUGAUUGUCACACUGCAACGAAAUUUAUCUCUAAGAUUGUUGCAAGAGAAAUUGUUGUGAGAGAUGCAAACCGUUUCCAUCAUUUUAAACAGGGACAAUGUUCUUGUGGAGAUUAUUGGAGACAGAUUGCAUCCACAGACACACCAUGCAAUGUUGGAGAAAUUGGCUUGGAGAUGAAGGCAAAAGGAUUCCGGGCUUACCACUGGCAAUACCAUUCGGAUACACGUAGACUGAGUAAUACUGCCGAUUUUCAACGCUUUGGUUACAGCCAUCAAAUGCCAUUGCCAUCCACUAGUCAUCUCAAUGUGACAACAUUAUGCAGAGACGGUCAGUUGAAGGAGGCGCUGCACAUUCUGCUUACUACACACAAUCCCCCUGAAGAAUUCCAUCCAUAUCUUCAAUUAUUACAGACCUGUGUUCUCAAGAACGCGCUUUCACAAGGGGAAAAUGUCCACGCUUUCAUCGCUCAUAGGCGAUUCGCAUUUGCUACACAAACAACUUUUCAUAAUAAGCUUAUUUACAUGUAUGUCAAGUGCGGAAGUUUGGUUGAUGCCCGUAAAGUGUUUGACCAUAUGAACGAGCGAGAUGGCGUCUCAUGGAAUACGCUUAUUACAGCGUACAGAAGACGUGGAUAUCCUCAAGAGGCAGUCACACUCUUUCGCCAUAUGCAACAAACAGGGCUUCAACCUGAUCAGUUCACAUUUGCUAGCGUACUCCCAGCCUGUGCCAAAAUGGGAGCUUUGGGACAGGGUAUGGAUAUCCAUCAAAGCAUAAAGGAUAGAGGAUUUUUAUCAGAUGUUGUAGUUGCAACUGCCUUGGUAGACAUGUAUGCAAAAUGUGGGAAUAUAGACAAGGCACGUGAAUUGUUUGACAGAAUGCCUCAAAGAAAUGUGUUCACAUGGAAUGCAAUGAUUGCAGGAUAUGCACAAAAUGGAUUCGUUGAAAAGUCCUUACAAACUUUCAAGCAAAUGCAGUUGUCAGGUGUAAAGCCAGACUCCAUAACCUUUGCCAGCGUCCUUCCUGCCUGUGCCAAAAUGGGAGCUUUGGAACAGGGUAUUGACAUCCAUCAGAAUAUAGAGGAUAGAGGUUUUUUCUCAGAUGUUACAGUUGCAACUGCCCUCGUAGACAUGUAUUCAAAAUGUGGAAGCAUAGACAAGGCACGUGAACUUUUUGACAGAAUGCCUAAAAGAAGUGUGGUGUCGUGGACUGCAAUGAUUUCAGGAUAUACACAAAAUGGAUUUGAUGAAAUGGCUUUAGAAACUUUCAAGCAAAUGCAGUCGGCAGGUGUAAAGCCAGACUUGACAACCUUUGCCAGCAUCCUCCCUGCCUGUGCCAAAAUGGGAGCUUUGGAACAGGGAAUGGACAUCCAUCACAGCAUAAAGGAUAGAGGAGUUUUGUCGGAUAUUGUUGUUGCAACAGCUUUGGUAGACAUGUAUGCCAAAUGUGGAAGCAUGGAUAAUGCACGUGAACUGUUUGACAAAAUGCCUCAAAGAGAUGUCAUCUCAUGGAAUGCAAUGAUUGCAGGAUAUGUACAAAAUGGAUUUGUUGAAAAGGCUUUAGAAAUUUUCAAGCAAAUGCAAUUGAUAGGCAUAAAGCCAGACUCCACAACCUAUGCCAGCAUCCUUCCUACCUGUGCCAAAAUGGGAGCUUUGGAACAGGGAAGGAGCAUUCAUCAAAGCGUAAAGGACAGAGGAAUGUUGUCAGACGUUGUAGUUGCAACAGCCCUGGUAGACAUGUAUGCAAAAUGUGGAAGCAUAGACAAGGCAUGUGAGUUGUUUGACACUAUGCCUCAAAGAAACGAAUUCUCAUGGACUGCAAUGAUCGCAGGAUAUGCACAAAAUGGAUUUGAUGAAAAGGCUUUAGAAACCUUCAGGCAAAUGCAAUUGUCAGGUGUAAAGCCAAAUUCCACAACCUUUGCCAGCGUCCUCCCUGCCUGUGCCAAAAUAGGAGAUUUGGAACAGGGCAUGGGCAUCCAUCAGAGCAUAAUAGACAGAGGACUUUUGUCAGAUGUUGUGGUUACAACUGCCCUGAUAGACAUGUAUGCAAAAUGUGGAAGCAUAGACAAGGCGUAUGAACUGUUUAACAAAAUGCCUCAACGAAAUGUGGUCUCGUGGACUGCAAUGAUCGCAGGAUAUGCACAAAAUGGAUUUGUUGAAAAGGCUUUAGAUAAUUUCAAGCAAAUGCAAUUGGCAGGUGUAGCGCCAGACUCCUCAACCUUUGCUAGCAUCUUUCUUGCCUGUGCCAAAGCGGGAGCUUUGGAACACGGUAUGGACAUCCAUCAAAGCAUAAAGGAUACAGAAAUUUUGUCAGAUGUUGUAGUUGCAACUGCCCUGGUAAACAUGUAUGCAAAAUGUGGAAGCAUAGACAGAGCACGGGAACUUUUUGACAGAAUUUCUAAAAGAGAUAUCAUCUCUUGGAAUGCAAUGAUUGCAGGAUAUGCACAAAAUGGACUUUGCAAGGAUGCUCUCAAAAUCUUUGAAUUAAUGAAGAACUCUGGAACAUUUCCUGACAUUGUAAGCUUUUCUUGUGUUCUAUGUGCAUGCAGCCAUGCAGGUUUAGUGGAUGAGGGCUGCACAUACUUCAAUCACAUAAGUAACUCCUAUUGCAUUACACCUACAGUUGAUCAUUAUGUGUGCCUGGUUGACCUUCUUGCUCGUGCUGGCUAUCUUGAGGACUCCCUAAACUUUAUCAUUAAGAUGCCAGUUAAACCUGCGGUGGUUGUGUGGAUGUGUUUUCUAGGUGCCUGCAGAUCAUAUAAGAAUAUGGGCUUAGGAGUAUUUACAGCGACUUUGCUUUUUGAUCUGGAUCCUAAAAAUGCUGCGACUUAUGUUCUUCUUUCGAACAUGUAUGCAGAAGUGGGCAGGUGGGAUGAGGUUCAAAUGGUGAGGAGAUUGAUGAAGGAUACAGGAAUUAAAAAGAUCCCUGGAUUUAGUUGGAUUGAAGGCCAUAAAAUGGUACAUGCUUUUUGUGUAGGAGACAGAUCAUAUCCACAGGCACAGGAGAUCCAUGCAGAGUUGGAUUAA
This is a messenger RNA of Cryptomeria japonica (Japanese cedar), 5748 nucleotides long. RefSeq names its product pentatricopeptide repeat-containing protein At4g13650-like. Gene Ontology annotation, molecular function: protein binding; zinc ion binding; RNA binding. Gene Ontology annotation, biological process: RNA modification. NCBI's taxonomy places the organism in Eukaryota, Viridiplantae, Streptophyta, Pinopsida, Cupressales, Cupressaceae. The transcript has 3 exons. The record is from RefSeq and is a predicted model, not a curated record. The coding region runs from base 262 to 5748 and encodes 1828 amino acids.